AUGUCGAUAGAGUAUUUAAAAGAUCAACUACUUGAAGCAAUCAAACUCCAAACACCCGAUAUAAAAGAAAGCGAUAUACAAAUUGUCCUUACCGUACUAGCAAUAUGGGAUGUUGGGGCAACACAAUUCAUGAGAGAGGCCGCAGAAAAAGCAGGCAUCCACAACGAGAGACUUAUGUUGGCCUUUGAAUCAGAAGUCGCAGCUUUGUGGUGUGCACUGCAUUAUAAAAGCGAUUUUGAGCAGUUAAUUGGGUCCAGAUACAUUGUGAUUGACCUAGGAGGAGGCACGGCAGACAUAACAGUGCACGAGCGACCGUCAGACAAUGCAAUCAAGUUGAUACACCAACCAAGUGGCGGGGCAUGGGGUGGUGUCAAAGUCGACGAACAGUUCUAUCAGUACUUAGAAAAGGUACUCGGAAAUGGCGUAAUAGAAGAGUUACGCAAGAACAAUCUAGAUGAUUACUAUAAGCUGUUGAGAACAUUUGAAAGUAAAAAACGAGUCGAUUCAAUUAUUUCCGCUCGUUUAACGCUCACGUUACCGCACGCAUUGUUAAAAAUCACUAAGGACAAAAGAAAACAAACCGAUCAAUCUGGAGAAACAAAAGGAGACAGAAUAAUGAUUGACCCAGCAACUGUAAAGGGAUGGUUUGACAUUGUUGUCGAGCCGCUUAUUAAGCAACUUAACCAUCUUAUGAAGAAAGACGUAGUUGCAGAUAUUGAAACGAUAAUGCUUGUCGGGGGAUUUGCAGAAUGCAAAUAUGUGCAAAAAAGACUUAAAGAAGAAUUGAAGAACCGAAAAUUGAUAGUUCCUCCUGAAGCAGUCUCUGUCAUUGCGGUCUAUAAAUCUGUUUCUGAGAACCCUAAAUACAUUACCGGAAUUGGAUGUACCCGCAUUGGAACAUUAUGGAUAGAGAACAAUAAAGAUAUUCCGCUCCACAUGCAGGAAAAAGAGGUCACAUUUAUGUUCGGCAAUACCGAGAUAUUUGUGUAUGUAAAGCAAACAGAGACAGGGCGGGAAGAGAGGCUUACACUAGAUUGCCUGUAG
Molecule: messenger RNA, 1044 nt
Organism: Dreissena polymorpha
Lineage: Eukaryota; Metazoa; Mollusca; Bivalvia; Myida; Dreissenidae
Product: heat shock 70 kDa protein 12A-like
Exons: 4
Coding region: 1-1044 (347 amino acids)
Molecular function (GO): ATP-dependent protein folding chaperone; ATP binding
Source: RefSeq, a predicted model, not a curated record